This is a messenger RNA of Jatropha curcas, 456 nucleotides long. The record is from RefSeq and is a predicted model, not a curated record. NCBI's taxonomy places the organism in Eukaryota, Viridiplantae, Streptophyta, Magnoliopsida, Malpighiales, Euphorbiaceae.
AUAAUAAAAAAAAUAUUAUAACCACUUCAAUCAAGAUUCUCUUUAAAAAAGAAAAGAAAAGAAAAUAUCAAUCAGUUAUUGAAGAAGAAAGACAUGGCAAAAGCAGAAAUGAAUAGCAGAGGGAAAAGAUGGUCUCUCGAGGGAAAGACUGCUCUUGUCACUGGAGGAACCAAAGGCAUAGGACAUGCUAUAGUAGAAGAAUUAGCAGAAUUUGGGGCAGCUGUGCACACAUGUUCUCGCAACCAAAAAGAGCUUGAUCAGUGUUUACAAGAAUGGCAGAGCAAAGGCUUCAAAGUAACUGGAUCUGUAUGCGACGUAUCAAAUCGAACCCAAAGGGAAAAGCUUAUAGAUGUAGUUUCCUCCAUCUUUGAUGGAAAGCUUAACAUUCUUGUAAGUUUUCUUCUUUUUUUUCUUUCUGAUGUUUCUCUUUUAAUGGUUUAACCAAGUGGAUAAGUU